Molecule: messenger RNA, 1177 nt
Organism: Oncorhynchus tshawytscha (Chinook salmon)
Lineage: Eukaryota; Metazoa; Chordata; Actinopteri; Salmoniformes; Salmonidae
Product: transmembrane and ubiquitin-like domain-containing protein 2
Molecular function (GO): protein binding
Source: RefSeq, a predicted model, not a curated record
AUGGCGGUGUGUGCACUGACAAUGGACGAUGGAAGACGGGUGGCUGCAGUAAGCGGUGUGUUACUCCUGGUCUUGGCCCUGGUCCUGGCUUGGCUCUCCACGCAAGUGGCAGCGGGAGACCACAUCCUGAGCACCAUCCUUACAGUUGGGGCCCACGCCUCUCUAAUCGGGCUGGGGGGCCAUGACAGUUACAGUGGAGGGCCACCCAGUGCAGACACACCAGAGCAGCAAACACCUCCACCCUCCCAGGAGAAUAAGCCAGAGGAGGGGGAGCCUGGGUCUGAGAGGGAAGAUGGGGAGAUAACAGGAGAGGGGACUGCAGGGGCUGGAGUUGACCUGCUGUUGAAUAUCCAGGGGAAGAAACCUCAGACAUACCAGCCUGAUGAUGAUGAAGAUGAUGAGGAUGACUAUGAGGAAGAAGACAAGGUUCAGAAGCUGAGCCCAGUGGUCUCCUGCACCAGCAUCACGGUUCGUUUGAAGUUCCUGAAUGACACAGAAGAGGUGGCAGUCCUGAGUCCCCAGGAUACAGUGGGUCUACUGAAGAGUAAGUACUUCUCAGGGCGGGAGCGUCAGAUCAAGUUGAUCUACCAGGGCCAGCUGCUUCAGGAUCCCAAACGGACUCUGCUCUCCCUCAACAUCUCUCACAACAGUGUGAUCCACUGCCACGUGUCCCAGGUGCUGCGGGAGGCCAGCCCAGAGGAGGCAGCUCGCUCUGGGGCUAGUGGGGGAAUCAGGGCUGCAGGCCUGGCUCUGAGCACCAGCAGCCUGGUGGUGCCUGUGUUUGUGGUGAUGUUAGCCGUGGUCUGGUACUUCCGCAUCAACUACCGUCAAUUCUUCACCGCCCCUGCUACCAUCCUGGUGGGAGUCACUGUGUUCUUCAGCUUCCUCAUCUUUGGAAUGCACAGCCGGUGAGCAGGAGAGGAGGCAGGAUGGAAGGGCACUCAUCUGGGCAGGAGAAUGAGAGGGAAAAACAACUGUGUCAGGAGGAUGAAUGGAGUCAGGGGGCCUCUGCCUUAGACACCAUAGAGCUCAACUGGAAUCUUAAGAGUGGGUGUGCCUGUGUUUGUGCAUGCACCAGCAAAUAGCAUAAUAUGAGAUUGAUUGUAUGUGCAGAGAUUCAAGUUAUCUGGAAUGUGUGUUUGUUAGUAUGAAGCAGAGAUAAUACUGAGUGGUAAUU